AUGAGAAGUAUUAAUGAAGCAGUAAUUAAAAAUAAUAAUGUUUUUAUAAAAAUGGAUUAUAACGUAGGAAUUGACAAAGGUAGGGUAUUAAAUGAUUAUAAAAUCAAAGCAUCAUUCUCGACAAUUAAAGAUGUUUAUUACAAAAAUCCUGCAAGAAUAAUAAUUGGUAGUCACCUAGGGCGUCCAAAGGGGCAUUUCGAUAAAUCAUUAAGUUGUCUCCCUAUAUUUGAUGUACUACAAAAAAUGAUCAAAGAAGAAUUAAAAGAAAAUUUGUAUUUUUGCAAAAUUGAAGAUUAUAAAGGAGAAAAAUUUGUGCUUUUGGAAAAUUUAAGGUUUUAUCCUGAGGAACAAAAAAAUUUACACACUAAUACAAUUCUAAGCGAUUUUUUUAAAAAGUAUGUUGAUAUUUUGAUAGUUGACGCUUUUGGUGUUUUACAUCGAGAAGAAUAUUCUACCUGUUUAACGGGCAAAACACCAUUUGCAGGCAAUCUAGUUCGUAAUGAAUAUAUUAUUGGAAAAGAACUUUUAAAUGAUGGAGUUGAACUUAUCAUACUUGGUGGAAGUAAAAUUAAAGAUAAAGUUAGUAUUUUAGAAUCAUUGGUUCCUAAUUGUAAAUCAAUAUUUGUUUUGGGUGCACUUGCAUGUUCUUUUUUGAAAUAUCAUUAUAAUGUUGAAGUCGGAAAAUCUAAGGUUGAAGAAGAUGUAGCUGAAAUGAUUGAAAGAAUAUAUAAGCUAAGUAACGAACACACCGUUAACAUUUAUUUACCACAAGAUUAUAAAGUUUUGCAGAAUGGAAAAUAUUUUUUAAGUGAAAAAAUUCCAAAAGACGGAGAGGUUGUUGAUAUAGGCUUAAAAACUAUAGAACAACUCGAAAAAGUUAUAAACAAAUAUGAAAGUAUAUUUUGGAAUGGGCCGCCCGGAAUUUUUGAAAAUUUUAAUUCAAGUGCAGGAAGUGAGGCACUAGUAAAGAUAUUGGCCAAGAAAUGUAAAGUUGUCGUGGGCGGGGGAGAAACUUCUGCUUGUGUUUGCAGAUUUGGAAAUGUAAAUGAUUUUUUCCAUGUAUCUACAGGAGGCGGAGCAUUUUUAAAAUUAUUAGGAAAUGAAAAGCUGCCUGGUAUUGAUUUGUUACUGAAUAAAUAA
Molecule: messenger RNA, 1140 nt
Organism: Vairimorpha ceranae
Lineage: Eukaryota; Fungi; Microsporidia; Nosematidae
Product: phosphoglycerate kinase
Exons: 1
Coding region: 1-1140 (379 amino acids)
Biological process (GO): glycolytic process; gluconeogenesis
Cellular component (GO): cytosol
Molecular function (GO): ATP binding; phosphoglycerate kinase activity; ADP binding
Source: RefSeq, a predicted model, not a curated record